This is a messenger RNA of Xenopus laevis (African clawed frog), 2332 nucleotides long. It is a transcript of the gene ier5.S, whose product is annotated as immediate early response 5 S homeolog. The record is from RefSeq and is marked predicted. Lineage: Eukaryota; Metazoa; Chordata; Amphibia; Anura; Pipidae.
GUAGGUGUUCUGGGAGGUUGGGUCACGCAGCCUUGUGUCACUGGUUGAACCGCCCUCAAGGGAACCGGCAUCCGUGAGGAAACGGGGAGAAAGCAAUUGCAUUUCUGAAAAUGCACCGGGAAAUGUUAGAACAGCAGCAAAGCGAUGCUGGGAAUGUGGAAACAACCCCCGGGUUCGGCUUUCGCCUUGAAGCUCACCGCAUAGUGAGUAUCUCGCUGGGAAAGAUCUACCACUCCCGGGUGCAGCGCGGCGGCAUCAAACUGCACAAGAACCUGAUGGUGUCCCUGGUACUGCGCAGCGCCCAGCAGGUCUAUCUGAGCCAAGGGCCGGAAGAGUUACAGCAGGAGUAUUACCUGAGGCAGGAGCCGCUCCAUAACCCCGGCCCGCAGGACUGCAGGGAGCCCGAGCCGCGCUCAUUCACGGGGGAUGCUCCGUGUCCUCGUAUGGCGGCCCCUGAGCAGACAGACGCACGGACAUGUUCAUGCCCAACAACGAGCAGCUCAGACGACUCGGCGAACCCCCGGGGGGUGCCAUGCUGCCCGUGCCAGGGACAUGACACCGAAACCUGCCGAGCCCACUCGGCGUCCCAGCACAAACCAGAGCAGAGCGGCCCAGAUCCCCCGAGUAACUACUGUCGGAAGAGAAGCGGAGGAAACCCGCCAGAUGGGCCGGCCAUGAAGCGAGCAAAGAGGGAACAAGGAGAGCAGGAGGUGCCAGAGCCAGGGGACGAGGCGGAGGAACACAUGGAGACCGAGAACGUGACAAACCUCAUCAGCAUCUUCGGCUCCAGUUUCUCGGGACUUCUUAGCAAAGAGCCUGGGACUGAGGCGGCUGAGGAGCCCGCGCAGGACGUGCAGGAAUUGGACUCUGCGGGCCCAGCCGGUAAAGGUUGCAGUGAAAGGGCGAUUAGCCCAAGCAUGACCUCCUGGAGCACAGCCAUAGAAGCCUUCUGAGCCAGCCCAUCCUCACUGAGACUGCUGCUGCUGGCACACAGCUCUAUGUAUGGAUUGUUUUAUAUAGACUGGAUCGUGAUGAUGCAGGGUUUGACUGAGCUCCAGUAAGGCUCUUGUGUUGCCCCAUGUCUGGAUGCCUAAUGUUGUGUUUGGAUUGGCGGGCAAAGUUUGCUAUCUUGCUAAAGCACUUAUGGCAGAGAUCUUUCAACCAGUGCACCUCCAGCUUCUGGUGAACUACAAUUAUUUAGCACUGGCUCUCUAGAGAGGCUGGGAGUUGUAGUCCACAACAUCUAUUCUUUUCCUCCUGGUUGAAGAUCCCUGACUUAAAGGGAUGCCACGUGUACAGUUUACUUAACUCAGUCGUUGCCAGAAGACACAAUGAAAGUGUUACACGCCAUCUCGCCAGGGACUUGGGCACUCCUGGGACAUCCAUGAUUUUCUGUUUCUGUAAGUGUGAAAUGCUUUCAGAUAGCUGGAUCUCGUGGGUAGUUUAGGGGUGUGACAAGUCCCAGCUGGCACUGUAGGUGCAUUAAGGUCAAUAAUUCAAUCAACACUAAUUUAAUGAAACCAUUGCUAUUAUAUUGUAAUAACUGUUUUUUUUUUUCAUCUGGGGGAGUUAUUUCCCUGAGGCAAUAAGCAUCAGUCCAGUAACACCCCCCUCCCCCGUUUGAAAGAAUGUUCCCCAUCCCCCCACCUCUAUGAUCACCGCGUGUUAGGGGAGUUCCCCAUUUGGGGGGGGGGAGAGGGAGGGAGGUUUCCAUCUGUUCACCCUGCCCUUUUCUUGCCUAUUGUGUUAUGGCUCCUCCUGUCUACUACUGCUUCAUGUUUCAUGUCCUGACUUGAGGCAAAUGCCAAAGUGUUCAAACUGCUUAGUGGUCCCUUAUUUCCACACACCCAUACCAUUUGUUUAGUUAAUUUUGUCACUUAAGUUCAUAAGUAAGUGUUUUCUAGAACUUGCAAAUUUGGUUUUGUUUCAGUUAAUCUAUAACAUGUCAAUGUCCAAUUUAUUUUUUUUUAAAUUUUGAGCACACGCAAUUCCUGGUACUACCCCUCCCCAAGCCACCCACCAUCCUUUGGUUUCUAUUUACUGUAAGCAUGAGGAAGUGACUGUUCAAUGUAUCAGUGUCAACCUAUUGAGGAGAAAGGAAAACCCAAUGAAAUGUAUUUUAUCUGCUGGAAAUGUUGGUCAGGCUUGGUGCUCCUGUGCUCAGUCCAGCCCUGCGUGCACAGUCAGAUCUCUCUUUGUUUUAGAAGAUGAGUUAUUCUGGCCGAACGUGAUUUAAACAAUGGUUUACAGUAUUUUUAUGCACAAUGCUGUAACUGACUUCUGUAUACUAUGUUUCUACGUGUUUGACACGUAUUAAAUAUUUUGAAAAGUU